Anopheles nili is the source of this 4302-nucleotide messenger RNA. It is a transcript of the gene SREBP, whose product is annotated as sterol regulatory element-binding protein 1. Gene Ontology annotation, molecular function: RNA polymerase II cis-regulatory region sequence-specific DNA binding; DNA-binding transcription factor activity, RNA polymerase II-specific; protein dimerization activity. The coding region runs from base 1 to 3624 and encodes 1207 amino acids. Lineage: Eukaryota; Metazoa; Arthropoda; Insecta; Diptera; Culicidae. Gene Ontology annotation, biological process: regulation of transcription by RNA polymerase II. The record is from RefSeq and is a predicted model, not a curated record. Gene Ontology annotation, cellular component: nucleus. The transcript has 5 exons.
AUGGAGCAGGAAGGAGGGUGGAACGAUCCGUUUCCACCGCAUGAUAUGUUUUACGCGGGGUCAAACUUCAAGGAGGACGAUCUCGACAUGAACGACAUGAAUGAUAUUAGCGAGAUCGCGGAUAUGUAUCAAUUGAACGAGGAAAAGCUGAUGAACAUGAUGGCAGAGGACUUUCUGUCCAGCUACAGCUGGGAGGACACCGUAAACGAUUCCUCGGCAUCUGCAGCAUCAUCCUCUAAAGUGGCCGGUCCAGCCCCAGCGAGCAGUGUGCUCGUAAAGGAAGAGUGUCUAGUUGUGGAGACUCCGAGUGCUGCAGUACCAGUCGAGGCGACGACGAUAUACCCUAGCGAAUCGCUGGUUGUGGUACCCAAACCAGGCACACCUCUGCAGUCGUCACAGGAAGAAAAACACGUCGUCAUAUGUCCUGCACCACCGCCACAACCCUUACAGCAGAACCUCACCACAGUCAUUCCAUCGUCCGUGAUGAUUACAGCCCCAGUUCAGGCUCAACUCACGACAGCGGCCACAACGGUGACGGCACGACCCGUCGUUUUGGCCCCGAAUCGUCCUAACAUAGCCCCAGCUACGGUAUCCUCGAACACGCCAACACUCGUGGUGCAGAAUGGGCGCGGUGCUGUUCGACAGGCGUAUGCCAAGAAAAUUGCCCCAGCAACAACACCGCAGCAACCGGCCAACAUUCUGCCCAACAUUGCGAACGUGCGCGUCCAGAACCUGGUGGCAAAUGGGCAGCAUUUGAUGCAGCAACUGGUCGCACUGCAAACGGUGGACAAACAGUCGGUGUUCCUGCCAGCGAACACGCCCGUUAUCUACACAAACGCGAACAUGCACUCGAUUGCGAAUCCACCGUCGGUUACGAGCGGUACGGUGACGGUAAAGGCGAAUCCGAACAUCCACACGCUGGUGAACACGCUAAACGGGCCGAUCCUGACGGCUGGCAUUCCGGUGGUGUUGGAUACGCCAGCUUCGGUAACACCGGUAGCACCGGCUGCAGGAUCCGACCCGGCUAAGGUGCAACUGAGCCGACUACAACCGGCUGGCAUGCCGAAGGUUAAGGAAGUGAAGCGAUCCGCACACAAUGCCAUCGAGCGGCGCUACCGGACGUCCAUCAACAGCUGCAUAAUCGAGCUGAAGAACAUCGUCGUGGGUGUUGACGCGAAGCUGAACAAAUCGGCCAUCCUGCGCAAAGCGAUCGAUCACAUCCGGCACCUGCAGAAGCAGAACAAUCUGCUCAAGCAGGAGAAUAUGGCGUUCAAGAUGCGCGCCACCGACCAGAAGCACUCGCUCAAGGACCUGCUGGUUGGUCAGAACCUAACGGAUGGUUUAAUGGCCGGUCCAAUCACACCGCCACGCAGCGACGAAUCGAACCCAUCCUCAUCGCCGGCACGUUCGGAAAGUUCUAUGCCAGGUUCACCGUUUGCCGGAUCCGGCACACUAUCACCGGCCGGAGACGAUCUGAUGGAUGACGAGAUGAUGUACGGACUCGGCGGGAUGUCCUCGAACACCCGGCUCACGUAUUGCAUGUUCAUGCUGACCGUGUUGGUCGUCAACCCGUUCGGUAGCCUGAUGUCCUUUGCUGGUGGUUCCGAUGAUGUGGCUGAGGAACUUGGCACGACUCGACGCAUCCUUGCGGUGGAGGAAUCCUUCUCGUGGGCGCGUAUCUCCUCCACCCUACUGUUGGGGUUGGUCAACUUCCUGCUAAUGGCAUUCUGCCUCAUCCGGAUGCUCGUGUACGGUGACCCGGUGUUGCCAGCACGCUCGCGAGCCUCUAACGAAUACUGGAAGCACAAGAAGCAGUCCGAUCUGGAAUUCCGGCGUGGCAACGCGGAUGCCUCGUACCGUGAAGCGAAGCUGUGUCUGCAGUCCUUUGGCUUAUCGUUGCCUUCGACGCGUCUGGAACGUUUCUCGACCACUGGAUGGCAAUUUGUGCGCAUGUUUUUUCACCGUUUGUACGUGGGUCGGUGGCUUUCUCGCCGGACCGGUGGUUUAUUCAAACCGGAAGGUGAACGAAUGCACGCGUUACAUUCAGCUCGCGAACUGGCACUGCUCUACCACCGACUACACCAGCUACAUCUCGUUAUGGACCGGUCAGACGCAAAUGGGCUUAUGAUGAGCUUGUGUGCGGUCAAUAUGGCGGAAACGGCCGCUGCGGUCAUGUCCGUGGAUGAUACGAUCGAGAUAUACCUGUUGGCCGCUUUGCGUGUUAAGCGCAGUUAUCCCGGGUUAUUGCAGUACUAUUGCCGAUAUUACCUGGCCAAAGCGAAGCAGUUGGCCAGUGAACACACGAGUCGCCGUUUCCGGUGGUUGUUCACCGCGUACGGCUUCCAGUUUCUCACCACCAGCCUUUUCCGGUAUGGUGAGCGAGCGGAUGAAUCCGACGGACUCUUCACCACGCUCUGCAAUAGUGCCGAUCCGCUUGAGUACGUAAUGCGCGAGUAUCGGCUGAAUCUACUGCAACAAGCCAUCCAGCUGUUGGUCGGAUCUGGCCAUGAACGUACUCCUUGGGCACCAGCUAAAUCCGCAACCGUAACAUCGUCGACUGUGGCUGCUGUUUCGGCCUCUGGAUCAUCCGGCGUUAGUGGCGCUUCCACCGGUCAGUCUGGGAAGGACUCGAAGGACGAACAUGGGGAAAAAGCACCAACGGAAUCGGGAGAUCUCGCUCCCUCAGCGGGUGGUGUUAGCAGUGAUGUUCUGCGGUUUACCGAACUGUUGCAGGGAACGUUAGGACUCGAGAGACCGGCUCCAUUCGAUGCGUGCCACGUGCAUGGAACAGGUUGUUGCUUCGACGAGUUAGCACACUGGUGGUGUCAUUUGCUGCGUGUAGCAGGAUUUUGGUUGUUGGGUGAGGACGAACUGGCCGAGGCGUUGUACGUGCACGUCGAAACGGUGCCGUCUGUGCUGCAGCAAUCGGAAGAUCCACUUGCCCGUGCACUUUUGCUCGCUUUCCACUCCAAACGGGGUCUCAUCACCCGAACGGAGUCGGAUUUUGAGUCGAUUUUUAACACGUGCAAUGCGAGCAGCCACUUCCUGGAGGAUAGCCUCACGGGUAACAUCUGCAAGACACCGAGCCGUUUGAAGCUGCUGUCUCAAUUACUCGCCUGCGACUGGCUGCUGGAAGCGCGAACCGCCCUGUGGGAGAUCGAAAAGGAUGCGAACUAUGGCCAACAUCAAGCGCAUCAAACCGUCCCGGGCAAGAUACUGGCCGCAUUCCAGGCCGACCUGAAUCUGCUCCGGUUGGUGACGAGCAAGUUUCCGAAUGCACAGUCGCGCGUGUUCUUGUACGAAGCCGUAUGCCGGCUGAUGGCCGGAGCUGCACCGGGUCCAACGCAACAGCUGCUCGAUCGAAGCUUACGUCAGCGUAACUCCCGCUCAUCACUCAUCUGCGGAAAGGAUCGAUCGGCUCAGCUCGAAGGUGGCCGUGAAAGAGCUGCCGCUUUAUAUGUCGCCUGUAAGCACCUUCCGGCGCCCUGUCUAUCGUCACCGGGUGAACGAGCUGGCAUGCUGGAAGAGGCCGCUAAAACGCUGGAAAAGAUCGGCGACAAGAAACGGUUGCAGCAGUGCUAUCAGCUGAUGAAAUCGUUGGGCAGUGGCAGUGUGACGAAUUAGAAGGGAUGCAGAUUUGCUUCUGCUACAAAUCACCCAACCCACACGUUUGCACGCGUGCGCUGGUUAUAACAAUUAGCUUUGAUAAGUUUUAGUGUGCUUCGUACUAUUAAGCUAGCUAUUUAUCAUUUUAUCUACCGUACUAUUUUUUGGGUGUUUUUGUUAUGUUUUCUUGCGGCUUUAAACCACAUAGUGUGAGGUUUCUUUCAAUAGGGUUUUAAUAGGGGCCUCGAUUUUACUUAUUCUGACGUCAUCUGGUCACCGAUUUCAUAAGCACACAAUGCACUUUCGAUGUGCAAUAUAUUAAGUUCUUAAGCUUUAUUCCACGAUGCGGUUGAUCGUUCGUCUUACGUGCUAGUCUCCACGUCACUCAUUCUCUCUCUCUCUCUGUUUCUUGCUCUCAUCCCGUGCUCACACACAUGCACCCACAAACACACAUACAAAGCACAUAUAUACGUGGAGCGGUACAUAUAAUUAUCCACACUCGUAGUGUUUGUAGCCGUUGGCUAUAACUUGUUAAGUCUAAAAUAAAGUGCCCAAAUGGACGCAAACUUCGCUGGUCGCUGGUUCCUGGCGCGCUCCGGAAGUCAUCACCGAAAGAAAUGGCCGCCAGCAUUAGCUUUUGUCGAACGUGACACAAAACGUGCAGAUAGGUGGCCGCGCAGGUGGUUCAUCCGGUUG